UCAGGACCGAAAGUGAAACGAGAACCCGCAAUUGCGUGACCUUACAAUCGCUCACGCAGUAAGGCAAGGGCUUUCACAGUCAAUACUGUUGAUCUACAGCCAGCAUCUCACCAGCAAGACAAAUUGCUUAUUCGCUGCUGUGGCUCGUGGACGAUUUUUCUUUCUUCCAACAACGUCAUGUCAAUCCGUGCUACGAAGCGUGUUAAGCUGCACGACAACAAAAACGUCAGCGACCGAAAACAAAAAAGCUUCGGACUAGAUUUGCCGCAGUCGAACAUUCUCGCAAGUCUUCCCGAAGACUUGGUCUGCCGAGUAACAAAUUUUCUUGACGCUCGCACACUAGUGGCUUUUGGAGCUACAUGUCGAUCUUUUCACGAUUUGUCUCAGAAAAAUGCAGCCGGCUGGGACAAUUUGUGUGAAGUCCUAUGGCGUUCUAAAGUGCACGUAUGUGCGGCUGCUCGAGCCCAUCCGUCCAGAAAGGAGUCUUACUUGAGGAGCAUCCGCGACGCCCAAACCCGGCAAAGCAUCACGAUCGAUGAGCUGUGCUACGAUAUUGAAACUCGACGUGGCACAAUUUGGAGCUUUCGCUUUAAAGAAUCUGCCGGGGAUGAAUGGACCAAUUUGGAUCCGUGGUACUACGGUCAGCCUUGUCGCAAAAUGGUCUUUUUGAAAGACGGCACCGUACAAGAGUUCAGUGGCAACACCAACCGCGAUAACAGCAACGAUAGCCAUGACAGAAUGUCAGCAGCACCACAAUUAGCGCCUCCUCUUUUUGAUUUUGGUUUCGAGCGUCUCGCAGCCGAUAACCACCCCGUGCCUUUCCUGGCCGCUCAUGGUCGCGAGGGGCCCCGUGUUCGUGUCGGUAACGAUGCCGUCGAAAACUUGAUUGAUCGUCCUGUAAAUAUGACCUGGCGAUUCUUAUCUCGUCCUAUGGAUUUACCCCCGAGACCGAACGGGUCAUAUCUCCGAUUCAAUGUGGGCGGUCGGGAUGUACCUACAUAUGUGAUCCGAAGGUCCCCCACGGGUAAUUGGGGGUUCGUCAUGGAAAGUUGCUGGGGAUUGUACGGUUCCUUUGAAUUGCCGCCGCAAAGGAUAUCCUCAGCACACCAGCAACGCUCAUAGACAAGGUGAAAUUGAAGACGGCUCCGACGCAAACGAUUGGAAUAUAAGUUAUUAUACAACACGAGCAUCCGUGCCUGCACAGCCGCUGCAGGAUGACUCAACUCUCCUGGUGACCAACGAAAUUCAGUGGCGGGAGGCCUUUUUGUACAACGCUGGUGCACAUAUUUUACCAGAAGGUGACGAAGCCACUACUCACUUUGAUCGUGCCUUGGCUGAGCAUUGACUGCGUCGUGCCUUAUAAGAAGAAUGACCGUAAAAGAUAUUCUCAAAUUACGCCUUC
Molecule: messenger RNA, 1402 nt
Organism: Phaeodactylum tricornutum CCAP 1055/1
Lineage: Eukaryota; Bacillariophyta; Bacillariophyceae; Surirellales; Neidiaceae
Exons: 2
Coding region: 178-1122 (314 amino acids)
Molecular function (GO): protein binding
Source: RefSeq, a predicted model, not a curated record